UAAUUUUUUUAUUGUACAAAUUUCAUUAACUCCAUCGAACUUUAUACGAUCCAUCAUUAUCUCAUCUUAUACAGGAAGAAGAUGUAGGAAGUUACAGCGAUUAGUUGAAUGGAUCAUCAUGGCUGUUUUUAAAUCAAGACAAACUACCUAUUUAUUAAAAAUAAUUGGAUUAGCCAGAUAACGCAAAGCCUCUUUAAAUGAUAUAAAACAUACAAAUAAUGUCCUUCAGAAUACGUUUAGCUCGCAGCAGGCCAAUUAGACUUUUAAGAAAUGUGGCCAUGAAGUGUUGGGCUUUUAGUGGAGCAUAUAUUCUAUUGUGCUUUUUUUUAUAUUGGUUAUAUGGCGGAAUUUUGGCUUUUUUCUUACUGUGUUUUGCUACAACUGGAAUACUCUAUCACAGAGAAGAUCAACUUCUUUAUCAUCCAGAACUGCCAACCCAUUCGAGAGUCUAUGUACCAGCUCCUUCAAUAUUUAGUUUACCUUAUCAAAGUAUAUAUACUAGAGCUCGAGAUGGCACAAUCCUACAUAUGUUUUUUGUUUCUCAACCAGAAGACAGAAUGAGACAAGUACCUACAUUAUUGUUUCUUCAUGGCAAUGCUGGCAAUAUGGGUCAUCGAUUGCAAAAUAUAGUAGGACUGUAUCAUAAUAUUCAAUGUAAUAUUUUAAUGUUAGAAUAUCGAGGAUAUGGCUUGUCGCAGGGUACUCCGUCGGAGGAAGGGCUUUAUAUGGAUGCCCGAGCGGGGAUAGAUUAUCUGUUUAGUAGAGCGGAUAUUAAUACCAAUGAAAUUAUAGUAUUCGGUAGAUCACUGGGUGGAGCUGUAGCUAUUGAUUUAGCCACAAAAGAGGAAAAUUUACAGAGAAUUUGGUGCCUUAUACUUGAAAAUACCUUCACUAGUAUCCCAGAUAUGGCCGUCUUAUUUGUAGGAUCUAAAUUUUUACAAUAUCUGCCACUUUUUGUAUAUAAAAACAAGUAUUUGUCUAUUCUAAAAGUUCGUUCAGUGAUGAUGCCCACUCUGUUUAUUUCCGGUCUGGCGGAUACAUUGGUACCACCCCGCAUGAUGCAAGAUCUUUAUAAGAAUUGUCGAAGCACAUAUAAGCGUAUACUUCCAAUUGUGGAUGGUACGCAUAAUGAAACCUGGUGUCAGCCGAGUUAUUAUCAAAACAUUAACGCCUUUCUGACCGAACUCAGGGAAAAUCCACCUCCAAGGGUAACGUCUAGUCAUUGGCAAAUUGAUAAUAUUUAAUAUUACAGUACUUCUAUUAUCAAAUCUAUUACUGUUUAUUAAUAAUAAACACAAUUUUUACUUUUUAAAGACAUAAAAAAAUCGACUUUAUCGAAUUGUACUUUUUCUACCUUUCGUAGAAACUGUCCUUAAGCGUUGCAGAAACAGGGAAGUUAACCUUAUGAUUCUUAAACGUGAUUUUAACAAUUAAUCAUACAUCCAAUCAAAUCAUAAUUAAAUCAAAUAAGUAUUUCAAGUUAUAAGUCAAUUGUUUAAAUAAUAGGGGAGAAUGUCGGACCGUGUUCCAAAUCCGGACCUUUUUAAUUUAAAUAAAUACGGUUAAGUAGAUUUGCGUGCUACUUAUAAUGUAAAGUCCUUCUAGGACACCGAACAUGUG
Cyphomyrmex costatus is the source of this 1620-nucleotide messenger RNA. RefSeq names its product abhydrolase domain containing 13-like protein Bem46 (gene Bem46). Bases 219 to 1244 code for a protein of 341 amino acids. Gene Ontology annotation, molecular function: palmitoyl-(protein) hydrolase activity. NCBI's taxonomy places the organism in Eukaryota, Metazoa, Arthropoda, Insecta, Hymenoptera, Formicidae. The transcript has 6 exons. The record is from RefSeq and is a predicted model, not a curated record. Gene Ontology annotation, cellular component: membrane.